This is a messenger RNA of Protopolystoma xenopodis, 963 nucleotides long. The record is from the annotation of a GenBank genome assembly. NCBI's taxonomy places the organism in Eukaryota, Metazoa, Platyhelminthes, Monogenea, Polystomatidea, Polystomatidae.
UCGGCCAGCCUCUUGCCGACCUCGUCGGCCGCGGCUCCAGCUUUGCCGGCCAGUUUGGUCGGUUCCAUAGCCCCAAGAGGUUCAAGUGCCUUCCACCAAAGCGUAGCGACUACCAUUGCUCCUCUGCCCUCAGACUGUCUGGCUGCAUUUCCCCGCUGUCCCUCCACUCUUCCGGCCUCCUGUCCGGCCGGCCUUCAGACCCACUCUUACGCGUCUGCCUGCAACUACUCCGCUUGGACCGCUGCAGCACACUUGGGCCUGGAUCAGGCUGUCUCAACUGUACCUAUUGCCAGUGCUUCUUUGGCCGGUGCCGUGAUGAGUCCUCUGGCCUCACAUUUUCCGCCGGGCCCAGAAGAAGAAUUUUACGCAAACUAUUACGGCCACUACUCAGCUUAUGCCGGUUCCGGGCAAGUUCAUGACGCCAAACUCGCAGCCUCUGCCGGUACCUGCACCGGCGACACUUGCCCCCUCAGCGCCUGGAAGUUCGCCCAGACCAAUUCAGAGUCUAUCACGAGCCCAUCCUCACCAUUGGCCUACACAGGCCAGUGCCAGAAUAGCACUGGAACGGGGUUCGUACCGACGGCCUUUAUCUCACCACCGCGCACCUGCUCAUCUUCACUCGCCUCCCUUUCGUCGUCCUCUUCUCCCUUCUACUCUUCCUUCUCCUCUACUAUGCUACCCAACUAUCCUCACUUGUCUGCCUCAUUGGCCCGACUGAAAUCUAGCUACAGCUUGACUGGAGAACCCUAUUCUUCCCAGACCAAGCCGUCAAUCAUACCGACGUCAACGGGCCUGACUACCCGGCUCGUGGACGAGGGUCUCUUCGUGCAUCCGGACGAUCAACCAGAAGAAAGGGGCUCCUGUGUACAAGCUUGCUGCCUGCAGCCCGGAGAAGACUAUUUGUCCAAUGCAAAGGUCCCAGAUGCCAGCCAAUUGACUGUGGAGCCAAGUAGGCAGUACUAA